GUCGGAUCGUCCUCCCAAUUAACUUAAGAUGUACAAGCAGCCGCAACACCAACAAAAGAGAAAAGCAAAGAAGAAGAUGACGAGCAGCAGCAGCCAGAGCAGUGUGCAGAUGAGCAGCAGCAGCAGCCACAACAACAAUAAUAAUAAUGAAGCCGAGGUGAGCAGCAUGGCGUGGGAGUUGAUAAAGAUGAGCCCGCAGGAGGAAGACCUUAUUCAUAGAAUGCACCAUAUUGUCGGCGACAGGUGGGGAUUGAUAGCGGGGAGGAUACCAGGAAGAACAGCAGAAGAAAUCGAGAGGUUUUGGAUCAUGAAGCACAGUCAUCAUCAUGUCUUUGCUCAUUACACAAGACGUAGUACUACUACCGCUACUUCCAUAUAUUAUCCAUCACAUUAAUUAAUACUUCCUCCGUUCCAAAAAGAUUUACACAUUUCAAAAAAAUUGUGUUUCAUAAUCUCCUACCCAUUUCUAUUAAAAGACCACUUUUACCCCUUACUUUUUCAAACCGUACCUAUCACAUCAUACCUUUUUCUUAAUAGUCUACAUAUCACAUCCUACUUUUACGCAUCACAUCAAGAGUAUUUUUGGAAAAUCAACACAGAAUUAUCCC
Molecule: messenger RNA, 608 nt
Organism: Cuscuta campestris
Lineage: Eukaryota; Viridiplantae; Streptophyta; Magnoliopsida; Solanales; Convolvulaceae
Source: the annotation of a GenBank genome assembly